Molecule: messenger RNA, 3088 nt
Organism: Lolium perenne
Lineage: Eukaryota; Viridiplantae; Streptophyta; Magnoliopsida; Poales; Poaceae
Molecular function (GO): zinc ion binding; nucleic acid binding
Source: RefSeq, a predicted model, not a curated record
CCGGGGCAAGCGCCCCUCUGCCCCGCCCUAUGGGCCGGCCCUGCUUCGCUGCUCUGCUUUCCAGUGACCUUACCGAUGGAGUUCUCCAGGCGCGGUCCAGCCACCGCCGCCGCUGCCGCCGCCGACGGCAACCGUUUUCCCGAACCUCCGCCGCACCCGCACGGUGAGCAAGAGCCCACGCUGGCGACGAGGGAUGCGCUGCUCUCGCAGCUUCACAUGGCCCGCCUUCGCCAGGAAAUCAUCGAGGCGGAGCUGGCGGAGACAGAGCGUGCACUGGCCCUGUGCACCGCCUCGGCCAGUUGCCACCAGACAACGCCGAUGCCAAUGCCAUGGCAUGGCGUGGCCACCGCGGAUGCUUGGCGGUCGAACCCGUGGCUUUUCAGCGCCGAGCAGGAGCAGCCCAUGGCUGGUCAGAAUGCAGAAUUGAAGGAGCGUAAACUGCCGGACUCCCAUGGAACCCGAUGGAUGGAGUUCUCUCGCCGAAACCCGGCUUCCACCGGCGGCUGCCGCUUCCCCGACCCUCCGUCGCAAGGAGAGCAGGACCCGAUGCUGGCUGCGAGGGAUGCGCUACUUUCGCAGCUCCACAUGGACCGCCGUCACCAGGAGAUCAACAAAGAAGAGCUGGCCAAGAUAGAGCGUGUCAUGUUCCUGCAUGCCACUACGGCUUGUGGCCACAAGACAACUCCGAUGCCAUGGCACGGUGUGGUCACCGCAGAUCAUGGACGGUCGAAGCCGUGGCUGUUCAGCGCCGAUCAGCCUGUGAAUCAGCGGAAUGCAGAGUUUGAUGAGUGCAAACUGCCGGACUCCAUUAAGGCUGUUCCACCGAGUAAGACGCCGCCUACGGAGAAGUGGGAACUAGCAGGCAUAACAAUACAAGUUGACUAACGGAGAAGCCAAAACCGCCCACGGUCUGCCAAGUGCAAGCAACCAGUGGGCAUAACCUACAACAGCAGUAUGCUGGGCAGAAGCAUUUGUCAAAUGUGGCAGCAGUUGACCCAACAAUUAAGGCAAGUGACCAAAAGGCGAAACGGCAGCAAAACCUUCUCUCAGUAUAGAGGAGAAGAAAACAUCAUCAGUAAAAUGGAGCUGCAGUACCUGCCAGGCCAAUGGCACAGCACAAUCGACCUUGGAUGCGCACCUCAAAGGCAAAAAACAUCAAGAGAACAUUGCAACAACAUGUGUAGAAGACGAUAGGUAUGGCAUGUCGAAGAACGUCAUGCUACAGGAAGCAAAAUCGCAUAGUAUCAACGUGGCGAGACAUUCAGAGAAACUGCCAUCAGCCUGGAGCUGUAACAUUUGCCAAGUUGUUUGUACCUGCCAAACAGACUUGAAGAACCACUUAAAGGGCAUAAGACACCGAGAAAAGGUUCAGUCCUUGCUUGAACAAAGCAAGAAAAAGGCAAGCGAUUCUGAAUCACAUAAAUCAAGACUGAAUACCAAACCACCCAUGAAAUGGAGUUGCACCGUUUGCCAGGUACAAGCACCCAGUGAGCAGAACCUACAACAGCAUUACGCUGGGCAGAAGCAUUUGUCAAAUGUGGCAACACUGGUCCCAAGAACUAAGGCAAGUGAUCAGAAGGCGAAAACGGCAGCAGAACCAUAUCUUGGUACAGAGCAGAAGAAAAUAUCGUCGAUAAAAUGGAGUUGCAGUACCUGCCAGGCCAAUGGUAUAUCCCAAUCGACCUUGGAGUCGCAUCUCGAAGGCAAUAGACACCAACUGAACAUCACAGAGGCAAGCGUAGAAGGGGAUAAGAAUGGCAUGCCGAGGAACAUCAUGGUGCAGGAAGGAAAAUCACAUGGCAUCAAUGUGCCGAAGAAUUCAGAGGAGCCACCAUCAGAAUGGAUCUGUAGCAUUUGUCAAGUUUUUUGUACCUGCCAAAUAGACUUGAAGAACCACUUAAAGGGCAUAAGACACCGAGAAAAUGUUCAAUCCUUUCUUGAACAAAACAAGGACAAGGCAAGCAAUUCUGAAUCAUGGAAAUCAAAGUUGAAUCCGGAUUCAAGAUGGAUCUGCAGCAUUUGUCAUGCUCACUGUACAUGUGAAUCAGACCUAGAGAACCAUCUUCGAGGCAAGAGGCACCAGCUGAACAUUCAUGUUCUAAGAGAGAAAAUCAAGCAAGAGAAACGCAACCGCCCACGAAUUGCCAAGAACGAAGAACUACCCUCAGAAUGGAAUUGCAUAAUGUGCGAGGCCAAAUGUAACUCUGAAUCUCAGUUUGAGGGUCAUUGUAGAAGCAGCAGGCACCAACAGAUGAUACAUGCGAUACUUAGGAAAGGCAAGUUUGCGAAAGGGAGCAGUUCGAGGACUGCAAAUGAACUACCUUCUGAUGGCUCUAACGGCACCCGGCUCGGAAAUGGUGGAGAAGCUAGCGGCAAUGUAUUUAUGUGAGUUAUGCAGCUUGAUGUGUGACAGCAGUACAACCCUGCUACACCAUCGUUCGUUCUGGGAAGAAGAACAGGCAAAGCUCAGGGCAAGCAAUGAAAUUUCUUAUUGGAUGUCGGCAAAUGUGGCUUAUCUAGGCAAGGCUACAAAGGGCGACUCUAUCAUGCUUCCGCAUUUGAAUCAAGUGAUGGCUUUGUCAUUCUAUUCGGCUUCAACAGUGGUGCUUUCGUUUCCAAUAAUCAUUCGUAUCGCGAUGUUGAUUGCUUUAGCCAUGGCUUUGAUACCAUUUGUUGCCUUGUUUUUUCAUGCCAAAUAAAGCAUUGGCCCCGAUGAACUGCAAAUGAACUACCUUCCGAUGACUCUGGAAAGUAACAAAAUAUUGGCAAGAGGUGUGCUUCGGUGUCACCCCUCUCCCUUCCACCACCACUAAAGUUGAAAGAAUAAGUUAGCCCACGAAAAAUUAUCGGGAGAUCCUGGCCAUCCACAUGAAACCAAAGUUUGCAAAGGGAGAAACCGAUAUUUGGCAAUCCCGACUGCACUUGAGCACUUUCAGAAAAGGACACUGGAUUCUCGCAAGCCUCUCACAUUUAUCGAAUAUACACUGAUUCGUGUAUUUAUAUAUUCAUUUGUACGACGAAUGAUUACCCUCAUUCGUUUAUACAGAUAGUUUUAGUGUAAGAAAAAUAAGUUUCACCCGUCAAAAAA